AGGUGUGCAAGAGGUGACUUACUCUUCAGGAAGAAAUCAACACAGAAUCUAACAAGAGCCAUGUGGGUCGUCCUGGCUACGUUGUUAGCCCUCUCCAGUGGCGCUCUGUCUCUGGACAAACUCAACAUGUGCAUGGACGGCAAACAUCACAAAGUCAACCCUGGCCCUGAGGGAAAACUUUACCUACAGUGCACUCCAUGGAAAGACAAUGCAUGUUGUACUGCCAACACUAGUGAAGAAGCCCACAAUGAUAACUCCUACUUGUACAACUUCAACUGGAAUCACUGCGGUCUCAUGAGCCCCCAGUGCAAGAAACACUUUAUACAGGACACCUGCUUCUAUGAGUGCUCACCACACCUGGGACCCUGGAUACAAAAAGUGGAUCAGAGCUGGCGUAAGGAGCGUAUUUUGGAUGUGCCUCUGUGUAACGAGGACUGCCACGAAUGGUGGGAAGACUGCAAGAAUGAGUUCACCUGCAAGACUGAUUGGCACAAGGGAUGGGACUGGAGCUCAGGUAUUAACAAAUGCCCUAAAGACAGCAAGUGCAGAAAGUGGAAUGAGAUUUUCCCCACACCAAAGUCCAUGUGUGAACAAAUCUGGUCCAAGUCCUACCUUUACACCGACUACACCAAAACCUCAGGCCGCUGCAUGCAGCUGUGGUUCACAGGGGAAAACCCCAACAAGAAGGUAGCCGAAUACUACCUUAACAAUGCACAGCAACAACAAAGCUUUGCCUUGACAGCGCUACUUAUGAUGGCUUCCACAUCUAUCUCUGUGAUGAUGAUGAUGUACUAA
This is a messenger RNA of Plectropomus leopardus (leopard coralgrouper), 795 nucleotides long. RefSeq names its product folate receptor (gene folr). The record is from RefSeq and is a predicted model, not a curated record. Lineage: Eukaryota; Metazoa; Chordata; Actinopteri; Perciformes; Serranidae. Gene Ontology annotation, cellular component: external side of plasma membrane. Gene Ontology annotation, molecular function: signaling receptor activity.